This is a messenger RNA of Pogoniulus pusillus (Red-fronted tinkerbird), 1910 nucleotides long. It is a transcript of the gene MAB21L2, whose product is annotated as mab-21 like 2. NCBI's taxonomy places the organism in Eukaryota, Metazoa, Chordata, Aves, Piciformes, Lybiidae. The transcript has a single exon. The record is from RefSeq and is a predicted model, not a curated record. The coding region runs from base 138 to 1217 and encodes 359 amino acids.
CGCUGCCUUCUUCCCGGAGGGGCUGGGGGUCCGCGAUUUGGCCGGCGCCCCUCCGCAAAGCUGCAGCCACCGCUAAAGCAUUGGAUCCCUCAACGUACUGCGAUAGCCCGGUGUACAGCCCGGACCUGUGCCCCAACAUGAUCGCGGCUCAGGCCAAGCUGGUCUACCAGCUCAACAAAUACUACACGGAGCGCUGCCAGGCGCGCAAGGCGGCCAUCGCCAAGACCAUCCGGGAGGUCUGCAAGGUGGUGUCGGACGUGCUGAAGGAAGUGGAGGUGCAGGAGCCGCGCUUCAUCAGCUCCCUCAGCGAGAUCGAUGCCCGCUACGAAGGGCUGGAGGUGAUUUCUCCCACCGAGUUUGAGGUGGUGCUCUACCUCAACCAGAUGGGUGUCUUCAACUUCGUGGACGACGGCUCCUUGCCGGGCUGCGCCGUGCUGAAGCUGAGCGACGGCCGCAAGCGCAGCAUGUCGCUCUGGGUGGAGUUCAUCACCGCCUCGGGCUACUUGUCCGCCCGCAAGAUCCGCUCCCGCUUCCAGACGCUAGUGGCCCAGGCCGUGGACAAGUGCAGCUACCGGGACGUGGUGAAGAUGAUUGCGGACACCAGCGAGGUGAAGCUGCGCAUCCGGGAGCGGUACGUGGUGCAAAUCACGCCCGCCUUCAAGUGCACGGGGAUCUGGCCGCGCAGCGCGGCGCAGUGGCCCAUGCCGCACAUCCCCUGGCCCGGCCCCAACCGGGUGGCCGAGGUGAAGGCAGAGGGCUUCAACCUGCUCUCCAAGGAGUGCUACUCGCUUACGGGCAAGCAGAGCUCAGCCGAGAGCGACGCGUGGGUACUGCAGUUCGGCGAGGCCGAGAACCGACUGCUGAUGGGGGGCUGCAGGAAUAAGUGCCUCUCGGUGCUGAAGACACUGCGUGACCGGCACCUGGAGUUGCCCGGCCAGCCCCUCAACAACUACCACAUGAAGACGCUGCUGCUAUACGAGUGCGAGAAGCACCCGCGGGAGACCGACUGGGACGAGGCUUGCCUGGGCGACCGGCUGAAUGGCAUCCUGCUGCAGCUCAUCUCCUGCCUGCAGUGCCGGCGCUGCCCGCACUACUUCCUCCCCAACCUAGACCUCUUUCAGGGCAAGCCCCAUUCGGCCCUGGAAAGCGCUGCCAAACAGACCUGGAGGCUAGCCAGAGAAAUCCUCACCAAUCCCAAAAGCCUCGACAAACUAUAGGGUUAACACCCUCGCGCACAAAACUCGCCCCUCCGUAAACAACAACAGCCCUUAAACACUUAAAAUAAAAAUAAAACAACGGCCUCUAAAAAAACCCAAACAACAAACCAACAAUCAAAAGAACCCCCACGCAACAACAACAGCGCGACAACUUCCCUCUCCCAACAACAACAACGAAAAAUGCCCCAACUUGUUAUUUAACGCCGACGGGAAGAGACGGCGAAAAGACAUCGCCCCCGACACCCCCCUACCCACCUGCAGCUCGGCCUUUAAAAACUGCAAGACGGUUUUCCUGGGAUAAACUCGGACUCACCCUGCAUGGAACAAGGGAAAGAGCCUCUCUCCUCCUGCCCUCCCACGGGAAUUUGUAGAAAGUCACUAAAAGAAGAGAUCAGACUUUCGCAACUUCCAAACAAAACCCGAAAGGUACUUUUUUGUUGUUGCUGUUGCUUCCUCUUUCCCUCUCCAAUCCAUGUAUAGUCCUUUUCUUACUCUCUUUUGUUUGCCUGAAUGUUGUCACCAAGUGAAAAAUUAUUUAACUAUAUGUAUGAAUCCCUCUUUAAAAAAACACCACCACCAACCAAACAAACAAAAAGUUUUACUGGUGUUAAAUGUAUUUCGGUGCUAAGGUCAGAUUAUGUGCCCCACAACUGACUUGACGCAAAUAGUAAUAAAAAUAUUACUUUAACUUUA